Molecule: messenger RNA, 7068 nt
Organism: Recurvomyces mirabilis
Lineage: Eukaryota; Fungi; Ascomycota; Dothideomycetes; Mycosphaerellales; Teratosphaeriaceae
Gene: RLR1
Product: THO2 plays a role in transcriptional elongation
Exons: 2
Coding region: 1-7068 (2355 amino acids)
Biological process (GO): mRNA processing; mRNA export from nucleus
Cellular component (GO): THO complex part of transcription export complex
Molecular function (GO): mRNA binding
Source: RefSeq, a predicted model, not a curated record
AUGCCACCGGGCAGCGCUAAUAAGCGCAAGCGGCCGAACGACGAUGCGGGCCGUCCAUCACCCCAUAGGCCUCAGGACUUGAGCAUGGCGCAACGAAUGGGCGGCCCUGCAGAUAACAGCCCGAAUGCUGUUCCUGUCGCGCCUCGAAAUGGGCCUGCGCCGACACUCGCACAACCCUCGACACCACAACCAGCAGCAGAAAUCUCGAGGACUAACACACCUGUACCACGCAAUGCUACACCUAUCCCCCCUCCUGAAGAAGAGUCACGGGGUCCGCCUGCACCGUAUGCCUACGAGUACGUGACUGAUGAGGCGGUAGCAUCGUGGCAGGAGAGCGGAAAGCAGAUGCUGCUUGGAAGAGUGGGAGACGUUGAUGAGUUCAUUAUGAGUACUUUGCUGCAAGAGCUCUUACGUGCAAGCUUGGAUGGCAGGCUUGAUCCGAGCGAGGCGGGAAUGGUGGUGAAGCAGUUGGUUCUGGAGCAUCAGGAAAGACUGGACGGGCAGGAUGUACUGCUGAACACCAUCGCCAUGCUGGAGGACGCAGACACCAAAAACCCGGCGCUUCUAUCUCUGCUCGCCGCGACCGGCAUUGAUCCGGAUAUAGUGCGACAGCAUCUCGACAUUCCACUCCUGACAGCAGUGAACCUCGUCCGAUUUUCGUUCGAGAGAACACGAGCACGCAAGACCACAAAUCUGCUGUAUAAGCAGGCGAACUUCAAUCUUUUGCGCGAAGAGACAGAAGGCUACGCCAAGCUGCUCACGGAAUAUUUCAACAUUGCCGAGGAGUCGAACAAGACGACGGACCCAGAUGUGGCUGAAAAUGCUUUUCAUCGCAUCAUGGCGCUUGUCGGUGCCUUCGAUCUAGACGUUGGUCGGGUGCUCGACAUCACUCUCGACAUCAGCGCGAAUCUACUAGUCAAGGCGUAUGCAUUCUUUAUCAAGUUUUACAGAUGCAGCUCUUGGUGGCCGGAAGGUGGGAAUCUGGACAAUGUGAAGUGGGAAGAUGAUGGCUUUGACACUUUUCCGGCUUGGGCUUUGCGUGGCUCGGGACGACUAGGGCCCUCGGAGAUUGAGAAGAGCGAGCUCGCAGGCAUGAAGCACUUAAGGGACGAGCACUUCUGGCAGAGGGUGAGAGAGUCGGGUCUGGAUGCGUACUUUGAGCUUGGUCAAAAGCGUAUUGUGGACUACGGUUCGAUUGCUGAGCAACUUGCCGAGGACCUAUCAACGGAAAUUGAUGGCAAGGGUAACAAUCUCAUGGAGGCUGGUCGGAAACGAGUGAACGAGAACCGGAGGUACAUGCGGGAGACGAAGAUGCUCCCACCACCCGGCAACCCGGAUGCAGCCCAGAUUCUGGGCUUCAAAUUACGCUUCUAUGCUUCGCCUGCUCGUGAAGCAGACGACAUUAUGCCGGAUAAUCUGAUACACUUUUCGGCAUUACUCAUCAAAAUUGGAUUCAUUUCGCUACGAGACUUAUAUCCUCAUCUGCAUCCGGCGGACGACAGGAUGGCCGAGGAGCGAGACCGUCUGGAAAAGGAGAAGGCGGACAAGGAGGCAAAGGAGCGACCUGGCGGAGGACCAAACAAGCUUGCCAUGGCUUCAGCCCUUACCGACGAUAGUCUACCAGUCUCACGUAGUAUGCGAGACAAAGAUCGCAGUGGUGGCGCUACACCCAAGCCUGGCGACAAGAAAGACGACUCUGCCGCUGAUGCUCUUCCGCCACCUCCAAACCAAAAGCUCGGACUGCUCAAGGCGUUGCUCGCACUCGGCGCAAUACCAGAGGCACUGUACAUCCUUGGUCGCUUCCCAUGGCUUGUGGACGUGGACACAUCUCUGCCUCCAUAUCUUCUGCGCAUCGCUAGACAUAUGCUCAGCCUGAUAGCCGAGAGCGUCAAGCCAGUCUCUGACCGUAAUGGUCUUGGCGAAGCACGUGAGCAGUUGUCUGAUACUGCGGCAAAGUCUGACGGCACGAUGAGCUUCACACCUCGUCCACCCAAGCUGCCUACUAAGUGGCUUGGCCUAGAAGAGGUGCUUGAUAAGGACGGCGCACGAUACCGAUACUAUUACACUGAGUGGGCGGACAAUAUGCCCGUGUGCCAGACUAUGGACGACGUGUUCCAGCUUUGCAACACUUUCCUGGGCUUCCUUGGUGUGAAGAUUGGUCGAGAUACCGUCAUCUAUAGCACACUCCUUCGCCUCGCAAGACGCAGUCUAACAGAAGACUUCUCCGAGUCAAACCAAUCUCGUUGGCUAGAGCUGAUGAGAAGGCUCCUUAUCCCUGCACUGAGUUUGACCAAACACAACCUGAGCUUGACCGACGAAGUCUACCAACUACUCAUGCUCUUCCCAGUCACCACGCGCUAUAACCUCUACGCAGAGUGGUUCACUGGUCGGACAUCACGAGUACCAGACGUCAAGACAGCAUUCGACCACAACCGAGCAGAAGUCAAGGAUGUCUUGCGUCGAGUCUCGAACGAGAACGUUAAGAGCCAGGCUCGAGCUCUCGGCAAAGUAUCUUACUCUUCUCCAGGUGUAUUGAUGAUGUUCAUGAUCAAUCAGCUCGAGCAGUACUCGAACAUGAUACCUGCUUUGGUGGAGUGCACCAAAUACUUCCCGAAACUGGCAUAUGAUGUCCUUACCUGGUGCCUUAUCAACUCGCUCAGUGGCACGGGCCGGAACAGAAUUCAGGAAGAUGGUAUGCUUACCAGUUCUUGGCUUCAGUCGCUGUCUUUGUUUGUGGCUGCGCUGUUCUCGCGCUAUCCGAGCGUCAGUCCUUCGCCAGUCCUGCAGUAUUUGGCUUCAGAGCUUCGCAAUGGCGAUUCGACCGAUCUCGAGAUGUUUGAGCAGGUGCUUGGCGAAAUGGCUGGGAUUCGAUCCGACGUCGAGUUCAACGAUGCUCAGGUCCUGGCUAUGGCUGGUGGAGAGCAUCUUCAAGCGCAUACUAUGGAAUUGCUAAGUGACACACGACACACGCGCAAGAGUCAAGCGAAGCGACUCAUCCGAGCUUUGACGGAGCCUGGUCUCGUUGGCCAGAUGCUUGUCGCUAUAGCACAGGAAAGGCAGACGUAUGCUCAUCACGAAUCGAGCGCUAAUAUGCCGCUGAAAGUGCUGGGUAACAACCUCGACAAGAUCCAAUCGGUCUUUGCGCAGUACCUGGAUGUGCUGCGCACGAACCUGAAGCCCGAAGAGUUCGAUGCAGCUGUUCCCGAUGUGGUCAGUCUGAUUGGCGACUUUGGUCUACAGCCUGCUGUUGCUUUCAUGAUCUGCAGAGCUUCGAUCACACAUCGCGUACUUGAGCACGACGAGAAGAAACAGCAAGAGAUGCUCGAAUUGAAGAAGCGAAGGGCGAGCCAGGAGAAGUCACAGACUAAUGGCGACAUCGAGAUGGUUAAUAGCCAGGCAGAUGUCGAGUCGGCUUUAGUGGACGAGAAGCCUACUGUCAACGGCACUGCCUCAGAGUCAGCCGCUGUUGAUGUCGAUGAAAACGUCACUGCUACCUCCGGCGUUACAACCACUCAGCGCUCCCCAUGGCACUCUAUGCUCCAGCCAAUUAUCGACGACUUGCCCAUGGUCGCCCAGGAGCUGCAAGACCGAGUCAGCAUGCCCUUCUUCGUGACAUUCUGGACUCUGGCACUGACCGACGUCUUCGUACCGAAUGACGCCUACAGAGCUGCUAUCAAAGGCAUCGAGGAGCAGGUCAAAGAGCUGAAUCGCGAGCGUGCAACGAAAGGCUCUUUUGGCAGACAAGUAAUCGAUCGCCAGCGAGCCGAAUUAUCUGACAAACUGAAGAAGCUCACCUCCGAGCCUCGGGCACGUGUCGCCUUGUACCAGCGAACGACCAAUCGUCUUGGCUUGCGAGAGAAGCAUCACUGGUUCGACAGGUCGCGCAAUAAGGAGGAUCAAAUCAAGAGGCACGAUGCGCUCCUGCAAGAAUGCUUUCUACCUCGCGCUAUGAUUUCGUCACUGGAUGCGCAGUACAGCUACACUAUGCUCAAGAGUCUCCACGAGCGUGGCACACCUGGCUUCAGUACCCUAGUCAUCUUCGACCAGCUCUUCCGAAAACAGACCCUGGCGGCUCUGAUCUUCCAGUGCACGAAUUUGGAAUCUCAACAUCUUGGCCGCUUUCUCAAUGAGCUCCUGAAGAUGCUGACAGGCUGGCAUGCGAAGCGCGAAGACUACGAUACUCGCGCACUAGGCCGUCAUCACAAAGACAAGCUUCCUGGUUUCGUCAUCGGUCCUAUGGACUACAGCAAGCAAGAGAAUUGGAAAUUCAUGGACUAUGAGCUCUUCCGCCGCCAAGUCUACAACUGGCACAUCAAUAUGUCGAACGCUCUGCUUGCGUGCUUCGAGUCUGGCGAGUACAUGCACAUUAGGAACGGCAUCAUGGUACUCAAAGCAGUUGUUGGCGUCUUUCCGCAGGUGACGUUCUUGGGCAAUAAGCUUGUCAGUGCUGUGGAGAAGCUCUCUACGGAGGAGGAGAGGCAGGACCUCAAGCUCAUGGCGCUUUCUGUGUUAGCCCCGUUGAGGUCUAGGCAGAAGUCUUGGGUUAUGCCGCAGGCGUUCAGGUUGAAUGAGAAUGCUAAGGAGGAGGGCAGUGCUGGGCCUGAGGCGUCAGAGCUGAAUGCUCAAGCGCCGGAGUUUAAGCCAAAGGUCAAUGGUGAUGGUGGUGCUGGACCUGAAGAUGGUGAGGUGGAAGACGAAAAGCAUGCUGAGAAGGCGACGGCGAAGCAGGUUCCUGCGGCGGAGAAAGGCGAUGUCCAGGCCAAGGUACAGACUGCGAAGCCAUCACCUGAGCCACGCGCAGCACCUACACCUCCACCUAGACAGCAGCCACAGGCGUCUGCUGCGCCAAGCGGUCCGGCUAUGACCAGGAACUUACCGGCUUCGAACGAAUCUGCAAGACCAGAGCUAUCGCGCCAGUCUUCGUCGCAGCUUCCUACACGCCCCCCGCGACCCGAGUCGCGAUCAGACUCUCGCCCAGCACACGAGCAGAAGCCUUUGCCGCCAACACCGGCCGCGAGAAUUGAUGUCCGGUCUUCCAGACGUGCUGAUGAUGGCUACGGCAGACUUGAUCGACCUGGAGAAGGACGUCCUGGUUCUCGCGACCAUUCCCCAGGUCGGAGCCGCGCUAGGACGCCACCGGGCAUGCAGCGCAGCCACAAUAGAGAUGAGCGACCACGUGAAGCGAGAGACGAUUCGUUCUCAAGACGCGAUGGACCUGCUCCACCAAUGCACGCCAGAGCUGCCGACACCCGCGAUCGUCAUGGCGAGCGUGUCAAUGGGUCUAUGGGUCCUCCUACCGCGCAAGCUGGUCCUGGUCCGCGAUCUGGUCAUCUCAAUUCAGUGGUCUCUACCCCUGCUGCGUCCACGCCACCUAGGGCACCCGCAAAUAAUGAGACCAUGGAGCAAUUUCGUGUCAACAAUGAGCGGAUGCGACUGAUUGAGCAGGAGGAGAAAGGCUUGGCCAGAAAUCCGGAGCCGUCUCGAGACCAAAGUCACGACCGCCAACGUCGGGAUGAGCGUGACCGUCGGCCGCAGCCGCCUCAACAAGCAGAAUUCGCGCGCGAUCAGGGUAGACGAGAACAGGCCACAGAGCUUGCGCCUUCUGGUCCGAAGAAGGGUCGUCUAAGUAGGGAUAGCCAUCAAGAGUCGUCUUACGGCCGGCUUAACCAGCCUGCGGAACCGCCAUCUGGUCCACGACCCGUCAAUGGUCAAUCUGGAAGAGGUGGCCGUAAUUUCACUGCCCAACCACUGCAAGUCGACACCCGUCAGAAUGGCUCUUCUGCGUCCUCUCCUAUAACCAGCAGACCUCCGGAGUCACCUGCAGCCGAUCGACAGCUCCCACGCCAGCCUUCGCACGAUCGCCGAAGCUCUGGACAGUUUCCCAACCACCAAGCAAGCGCAGCCCCUUCAGCGCCAGCAUCACAAGCUCCUACAGGCGAAGCUGGCGGCGUCAAUCCAGAUAGAUUGCGUCUCAUCAAUGGAGGCAACGAGUCACAGGCACAUGCCUCGUCAUCACCCAUCAGCUCUGCACCACCGUCAGGGCCCAGAGCUGCUGCAGGCAAUCGUCCUCCAAAUGGUGCACCUACUGGCCCUUCUCCUGUCUCUGCCGCGCCACCAUCUGGCCCAGCUUCAGAGCGUGAUAGACAAGUGCGUGGCGGACAGCGCGGCCCAAUCAGCUCCAUCAACGCUACCUUGCAGGGCGGUGGUGCCGCACAGCAGAGUCCACGUGGCAACGGGCAGGACGUGAGCUUUAGAGGAGCUUCGAGUCGACAAGGCAGCAUAGCCGUUGCGUCUUCAGCAGGACCACCGGCUUCGUUCCAGGCUACUGCGCCUGUACAGCCUCCAGCAGAGCCAUCGAGGCGCCAUGAGCAUCCUUCACGUCACGAUGCCGGGCCCGCAAGCCGACCAGACUCUCGCGCUCCUGAACCACGGCAAGAUCUGUUCCAGAGCACUCGCCAAGCAGACGCACGCGACGAUUCGAGAUCUAGACGUGAUGAAGAAGAUCGUGGACAGCGUGGUAGCGGGCAGGCAAGCCGCGAGCGUGUCCGACCAGAUGACCAGCCACCACGUCGUCCACUUCCACCCCAGAGCAUGCCUGAAGACCGUGACAAACGCAAUGCUGGUCCGCCGAGAGACGAUAGACGGCCACCACGAGAUGAGCGUGACAGGCGUAGCAUGCCGGGGCCACGAGGUAAUGAUGAUGCGCGACGAGACCCACAGAUGCCUGGUCCAGGCUCGAUGGGAGGGCCACCGUCUCUAGGCUCAAACUUCCCACGCCGCGGAGGGGACUUCAACCACAAUCACGAGCCUUCUCGGGACGGCCCCGACGAUGGUCGACGUGGAGCAGGAUCACGCAACUCCGGUUGGCCCGAAGAGUUCAAUAACAGAGGCCCUGCUAGGCGUGAAGACGACCGUAGGGAUAUGAGCGGACAGCAGGGUGGAGGUCCUAGCGGCAGAGGAGGCAUGAUGCAACAGGAGCUUGGUGGACCACAGCAGCAUCCGGACCGGAAGCGUAGGCACGACGAGCAGACGGGUUUUGAUCCGAAGAGGAGACGAAGCGGACGUUAG